GCUGUGGGGGCGGAGCUCUCUCUCUCAGUUUAUCCUGAUGGAGCUCGCCCUCAGCCUCAUUAUUCUGCUGCUCUGACGAAACAACUCGUCUCUGAGGAAACAACUCGUCUCUUCUUCUUCUGCUCUGACCGUCCUCAUGACUCGGCCGCUCCGCUCCUCGUCCUCGGCUCGUUCAUGGAUCCAGGCACCACGUUUUGCUCUUCGUCACCGUCUGAGCGCGCUCAGUGGUGGUGUGAGUCGGCCCGCCCCUUGGCGCCGCCGGCCAAUCUCCUUCCUCUACUACGUGCUGUCUGUCAAUGCUCUGCGGCCGCUGGCCAAUCGGGUGGCGCUGUACCGCUCCUUCCCAACCCGCCUCCUGUCCCGGGCUUGGGGCCGGCUGAACGGGGUGGAGCUCCCCACAUGGCUCAGGAAGCCCGUCUACUCGCUCUACAUCUGGACCUUUGGAGUCAACAUGCAGGAGGCAGCGGUGGAGGAUUUACAUCAUUACAGGAAUCUAGGCGAGUUUUUCCGACGACGGCUCAAAACCUGCACUCCUCCUCCUUCCUACUAA
This is a messenger RNA of Acanthochromis polyacanthus (spiny chromis), 550 nucleotides long. Its product is annotated as phosphatidylserine decarboxylase proenzyme, mitochondrial-like. The transcript is spliced from 5 exons. Gene Ontology annotation, cellular component: mitochondrion. Lineage: Eukaryota; Metazoa; Chordata; Actinopteri; Pomacentridae. The coding region runs from base 137 to 550 and encodes 137 amino acids. Gene Ontology annotation, biological process: phosphatidylethanolamine biosynthetic process. Gene Ontology annotation, molecular function: phosphatidylserine decarboxylase activity. The record is from RefSeq and is a predicted model, not a curated record.